Aureobasidium musti is the source of this 675-nucleotide messenger RNA. The record is from the annotation of a GenBank genome assembly. NCBI's taxonomy places the organism in Eukaryota, Fungi, Ascomycota, Dothideomycetes, Dothideales, Saccotheciaceae.
AACGAGCCGCCUGUCAUGCCCAUCAUCAGGAAUCCCUUCCGUCGCACCGAAGACACUGCGCGUGCUGUCGAGCCCCAGCCUGACCGUCGCAAUGUCUCUGCCCCGCGUUCAAUCGAGAUUAAGGAGCCCGCUGAAUACAAACUGAGUGGUGAGCAUGCGCCCGCUCUGUCAUGCUUGUCGCGAUCCGGUGUCUAUCUUCCUCCUUCUCCGACUGAGCGCAAGAACUUCUGGUCCACCAAAUCAAGCAGCUCGACCAAUUCGUCCACCAACCACCGCGCUAUGCUCAGCGAAGAGCCAUUCAACAUUUCUAGAGAAUCCUUCGACUCAUACAGGCGCUCUUUCGACAUUUCAGCUCGCUCGCCCAUCAUCGCACCCGAAGGUCGUCCUCGCCAAUCUCUCGACUCGUCAUACCACCGCCAGCCCCCACGCAGCUCUCUAGCUCUCAACAGACCUCUACCAACAGCAGACGAAGGCUUCGAAGAUGUCGGUCUCGACGACCCCAAGCCAAAGAAGCGCGGUUUUCUGUCGCGCUUGACAGAUAGCAAUGAUGAUGGUCCAGAUUCCAGACCUACAUCAAGUCACCAUGGCUUCCACUUUGGAAGUGGUCGCAAGAGAGGUCAAAGCGGUCAAGGUGCUGAGCUGAAGCCCAUGGCCGACAAGUCAAACGACGAGUAG